AGGUAUUAUAAUAUAUAUAUAUAUAUAUAUACACACAGCUAUCAUUGGCUACACAAAUUUUUGGAACCCAAAAGACCCCUUUGAUCUCUUCUUAUUCUUCUCUCUUUAUGACAAACCACCACUUCCGAUCACAAACCAAAGCAUCCAUUUAAAAUCGGCGCCUAUGAAGAACGCCAUUCGAUGCUGCAUCUCCUGCAUAUUCCCAUGUGGGUCUCUCGACGUUAUCAGAAUCGUCCAUUGCAACGGCCACGUGGAGGAGAUCGCCGGCUCAAUCCGAGCCAGUGAUAUCAUGAAGGCCAAUCCUAAACACGUCCUCAAAAAACCCUCCUCCCCCUCCGACCACGGUGUGGUCCCCAAGAUCGUGAUCCUCCCGCCCGACGCCGAGCUCCAACGUGGAAAAAUUUACUUUCUCAUGCCUCUUCCUCCAUCCCCAGAAAAAACCCGGUCGAAGAAGAAGAAGAGGGAAGCACCGGGAACCGAUGUCGGUUCGGGUAUAUCGGUGACGAAUUUGGUGGUUUCGGAUCGGUACCUGAGUGAUAUACUGUCGGAGAAAUUGUCGACCGGUCAGAAGGAUAAGCGGCGGGGGCGUGUCGGAGUGUGGAGGCCUCAUUUAGAGAGCAUCUCCGAGUUCCCACCUGAUCUUUAAACUGGAAAUUCAGCUUCUUCAUUCGCCAAGGUUUUUUUUUUCUUCCCGAAAUUGUUUAAUUUUCUUAAAUUUCUUACAAAAAUCAAAAUCUCUCCGUUUGAUCAUGAUGAAUAUAUAUAUAUAUAUAUGUGUGUGUGUAUAAAUGAAGAUCACGCAAUGGAGGAUGUAAAUUUGGAGGGGUUGAGACGAGAGGGAGAGAGAGUUGGAAUUUACAGUGAUUCAGAUCGUUAGUAAUUGGAAAGCAAAUAUGUGUUUGUGUUUGUAUCACAAUUUCAGUAUAAUUCUUUUU
This is a messenger RNA of Cucurbita maxima (winter squash), 935 nucleotides long. RefSeq lists its product as uncharacterized. The transcript has a single exon. NCBI's taxonomy places the organism in Eukaryota, Viridiplantae, Streptophyta, Magnoliopsida, Cucurbitales, Cucurbitaceae. Bases 164 to 646 code for a protein of 160 amino acids. The record is from RefSeq and is a predicted model, not a curated record.